AUGAAAUCUGCAGAAUUCACUGGGCGGUGUUUCGAGCGCUCUGUUAAAGGCUUUAAGGCCUCCAUUAAAAAAAUAGCCUCCAUUUUCAGUUCAAAAAGAAUCGGCUUCUUAGCGAACCGAUUGCGCAGUUUCCCAGUACCAAAUGCUUCGAAUUCAGCGAACCAACUGAAUAACAGCAACUCGGUUACUCAAAUAACGCCAAAUGUUCUAAAUUCUUCAACAAAUUCUGUAAUAAAUGAAAUUGCUGUUGUAACUGCAAACCGAGCUUCGACUUCGUCGAGGACGCAUAAUGAACUGCAAACCAUUUCCCCUCAUCAUUUUACCUCAACUUUUAGUCAGAGAAAUAAUUCUGGCUCAAGUUCAAGAAAAAGAAGAAAAAAUCAUCAACAUAAUGGCAAGAAUAGUAAGAAAUCCAAUGUGAAAUGUCUUACAAGAACAUUUAUCUGUUUAUCAGACAAAGACCAGAAGGAGGUGCCUGAACGUGAAGAAAUGCGAGAGUUAUUAGUUAUUAUGGCCUUGGCGAUGUUAAAGUAG
Paramuricea clavata is the source of this 534-nucleotide messenger RNA. The record is from the annotation of a GenBank genome assembly. Lineage: Eukaryota; Metazoa; Cnidaria; Anthozoa; Malacalcyonacea; Plexauridae.